This is a messenger RNA of Lepisosteus oculatus (spotted gar), 1600 nucleotides long. RefSeq names its product oligodendrocyte myelin glycoprotein b (gene omgb). Gene Ontology annotation, biological process: neuron projection regeneration. The record is from RefSeq and is a predicted model, not a curated record. Gene Ontology annotation, molecular function: protein binding. Lineage: Eukaryota; Metazoa; Chordata; Actinopteri; Semionotiformes; Lepisosteidae.
CCCAGAAAGCGCUCUUCCCUCGCAGUGCACAUCGGGAGCCUGCAGCAGCAGCAGCACCAGCAGCACAAGCUCUGCUUGCUAGGGACACACUGCACUGCCAUGCCAGGAAAGGACGAGCCGGGAGAGGGGCGCAGUUCUGCAGGGAAUACCGAAAAAUAACCGCGCAUAAAAAGGGACAGCUCUGCCUGACGGGCUGGGGGGAGGAGGAGGAGAUACAGGGAAAAUAAGAACAAAAUAGCGACACCACCCCGUCCUCCCACUACGAACAUCUGAUACUCCACUGCUCCAGGGGGAGAGAGGGGGAGAGAGAUGAUUGUGAAGUGAUGAAGAAGACAAGGAAAGCAAUGAUGUAUCCUGUCACCUCUCUUGCAUGUGUGUUGGUCCUACUGCUCGGGAUGCGGGUCCUGGCCAUCUGCCCACCCACAUGUCUGUGUGCCAGGGGUCACAGGGUGGUGGACUGCUCCGGGCGCAACCUGAGCCUGCUGCCGGACAGACUGCAGCACAACAUCCGGGAGCUGAACCUGUCCCGCAACAGCCUGCACAACCUGGACGGGCUGCUCAGCCACUUCGCCCACCUCCGCCUCCUGGACGUGUCCCACAACCAGCUGACCAGCUUCCCGGCCCGCCUGCCCAGGGCGCUGUGGGAGAUCCGCGCCUCGGGCAACCGCCUGCGCCUGCUGGAGAAGAACGACACGGCCUACCAGUGGAACCUGAAGGUGCUGGACCUGUCGGGCAACGAGCUGGAGCGGGUGGUGUUCAUCAACAACACGCUGCCCAACCUGCACUCGCUCAACCUGAGCCACAACAAGUUCUGGACUGUGCCCACCAACAUGCCCUCCAACCUGGAGACCGUGGACCUCUCCCACAACUUCCUCGUGCAGAUCCUGCCCGGGUCGCUGGACCGCCUGUCCCGGCUGGCCCGCUUCUACCUGCACGACAACCGCUUCUCCUCCGUCAGCGAGCGCGCCUUCAGCCAGCUGGGCGGCCUGCGGCUCAUCACCCUCUACGACAACCCCUGGGCCUGCGAGGAGGAGGAGAACGUCACGGGCCUCCUGGUGUGGAUGAGACAGACGCCCGCCCUGGUCCUGGGCUGCCCCUGCUACACGCACCACGUCUGCGGCGAGGCACGCCCCCGCCACCCCCCCACCUCGGGGCCCUGGCGGCCCGCGCAGUCCCACUCCCCGGCCCCCGACGCCGAAGAAUCCGGGUGGCCCACGGCGCAAGCCGUCACGUCCGGCUACCGGCCCAAAUCGGCGCUGUUCCGCCCGCCCUCCGACAUGACCGCGUCCAACCUCUCGGCGGCCGACCCGGCCGUCCUCAGGGACGGAGGCCACCCUUGGGCUGCCGCCACGCGCGGCCCGGCCGCCGGCACCAACGCUCGGACCAGCACCACGCCCGGCACCGGCAGCACCAAGAAAACCAACGCCGUCGUGCGGAGCACAAACAGGGGCCCCACCGCCUGUGCCCCAGAAACAGCCAUGCUCAACUUGUUACUUGCGAGAGCGGCCUGGACUCUGACCUAAAACCCAUUUCUUACUUCCCAGAUGUCCCGAACAAACACCGCAUACAAGAAACAAUUUCCUUUUGGUGCAAGGAGAAG